UUCUGGGAUAAAUGCGUGUCGUAUAGGAACCAAUGACAAAAACGGUAGUAUUAUAACCGAGAUCUAUUAAUGGUAGGGGAAAAAAUAGUUCCUCUAACGGCAUGAGAAUGACAGAACUUGACAACUAAUUUUAUUUUUAUGGGAGUCCUUCUUGAAGAUUAACGUUAAAACAUAUACAUAAUAAACAAGGCGAGGUUCAUCAAGCCACCCCCACUAUGGACCCACUUAGGAGAACAGCCUUGCUAGAUGGCAUGGUCCAGUACUAUCUCUUCUUGGUUCAGCCUAACCUCUUAGACACACAGUCUGAUGAUCUACGUCUGAGACUGUGGCCAAGGUUGCCCCUCUCCUUGUGCAGUAUAUCUGGCAACAGCAGCCAUUCAACCUCAAGUACCACACUGAGAAAGGCACAGUACUGGUUCUGACCUGGAUACAAAUGUUUUUUGAGGAUUGAAGGAUUUGUUAUACAAAUCAUUUUGAUGCUUUGACUGAAUGAAUGGUGAUCAUGUCUUGAUUGUACCUGCAAGGGGAGUUCCUGCACACUUUGGAGGCAGCGCUGUGUUUGGGGACAGUGUGGAGGAUGAGUGGUUCAUCUUAUACCUCCUGCUUCAGAUCACACAAGCCUUCCCAGAACUUGGUGCCAGGUUAGAGUACAAUGAUGGGGAGUUCCUUCUGAUUGAAGCAGCAGACUAUCUUCCCAAGUGGUUGAACCCAGAGAGCAGUGGAAACCGAGUGUUCCUCUACAGGGGUGAGCUGUACAUCCUGCCCUGACCUCCCGCUCUAGUGGAGUUGGCCUGCCCAUGAACGCAGUGCCCAGCGUGAACCAUACUCUGGUCCUGCUCUCGUCCCACACACAGUCCUGUCUGGCCUGCCCCAAGAUCCGCACUGCUCUAAGGAAAAGACUGGAGGGGGCCCCAGGUGAGGAGGUCCUUCAGCUGCUACAGAGCUGGGAUCCCUGCAACGUGGAAGAACUGAGGAAACGCGAGGCCCAUCUUCCCCCAGAGGACAGUGGAUAAACACCUCCUAUUACUACAGUACAGCAGUCACUCAGUCUAGUAUCAGCUCAGGUGUAAUGAGUAAAAUCCCUGUUAUUAUAUGGCACUUACCGUGCUUCUACACCUGCAUUGCUUGCUGUUUGGGGUUUUAGGCUGGGUUUCUGUACAGCACUUUGAGAUAUCAGCUGAUGUACGAAGGGCUAUAUAAAUAAAUUUGAUUUGACUUACCGCGCUGAUAUGUUUACAUCACAAAGUAGACUGCUGGCUUUCGUGUCAGAUAAAACCACACGGGCAUAAGGCCUGCUGAUUUUUAGAGGAAGGGUUCAGCCUUUACUAAACAUACUCAUAUCGUAAACUGGUUAAAUAAGAGGUUUCCAAAAUGCUGAGCUAGAAUGAGUUGGUUGAAACACUGAUUUUUCUAAUGCCCCCCAUCUCCAGGUGAGAGUUGGCUGGAUAUUUCAGCCCAGGAGCUGGAGCAUCUGUUGGAGCAUAGGGGGAGGAGUGGGGGUGGGUGGCUUAAGCCCAUCCACACCAAACAGACGCAGGGGGGGAAGGGGUGAGGAGGAGGGGGGCAGCUACAGCCUGGUGGCUGUGACCCAAGGCAUAAAGAACUUCAUCAACGCCAUGUCUUCACAUGAGGGGGCCCAUCUACCCUGGUCCCAUUCAAAUGAGCCUUUCGGGUUUGAUCCAGACUCUAUGGCCAUUGCACUGGACAGACUACUGGACAUGUCAGGGGCUAAGGAUGAGGAGUUGGAUUCAGAUGACCUAGAUGAUGUCGAUGAGGCCGUGGAUGGUCCUACCGGACUGCGAGGGGAUGAAGGGGCAGAGGCUUCGGAAGGUCUUAGGAAGUACAUGGAUGAGAUGGACCAUGAGCUUAUGGGCACCAGCAUGGGACAGAGCUUCAACCAGCAGGGCACCAAUAAAGCAGGCCCAGCAGCCAGUGGCUGCCCUUGUUCCCCCAGUGGGGAGGGUCUGCUGGGUGAGGAUGAGGAGAUCCAGCCCCUGGACAUGGACCUUAACAUGGUCACUAACCUCCUGGAUUCUCUGAGCUCCCGGGCUGGCCGGGCCAGCCUCUAACCUGCUGCAGAGUCUGGGCAUCCACCUGCCACCCAAUACUGACCGUUCAUGCUGAACACCUGCCCCUCAACUCUGACCAUUCAUUGAGAACUCUGACCGCUCAUUAUGCCCUAGCAAGGAAAAUCACCCAACACCUAGUUCUUACUGUCUGUGCAGCCUAGAUACACUGCCCUUUAAACUUUUUGCUCACAGAGUACACCAUGGACCACACCAGAAUCAAUAAUGUGCAUCAGGACAGUGGUUUGACAACUGGAUCAUGUUUGCCAUUCUGAAUGCAGGAUCUAAAAGGUAACUGUAACCCUACAAGUUGUGAUCCUAACGUAGAGGCACUUUCUCCCCUUUUGGAUAUUUGAAUCUGAUUGUCCUAAAUAUAACAUGUAGUUUCAAAUGUUUUUUGUUUGUUUUACAGCACUUAAAUCAUUACUUAGUCAAAUAAUAAACUCGUACAGCACAUUGAUAUAUCAGCUGAUGUAAGAAGGGCUAUAUAAAUCAAUCUGAUUUGAUAAUUUUUUGGGGGACAAAAUGUGUAGUCAUUUUCUAAAUAUAUGAUGUUAAAUGAGGAUUCAAGGCAGUGAAAAUAUUAUUUUCUUCGCUUACCCUGUGCCUUAUUAUUACACAAUCUCAUUGUGAUUCAAUAUUAACCAAAGCCCAGACAAUUUUAGUAAUCCAUUUGAGAUAAACAUGUGGACUUGCUUACUGUUAA
This is a messenger RNA of Oncorhynchus kisutch (coho salmon), 2772 nucleotides long. RefSeq names its product protein ecdysoneless homolog. The transcript is spliced from 8 exons. The record is from RefSeq and is a predicted model, not a curated record. Lineage: Eukaryota; Metazoa; Chordata; Actinopteri; Salmoniformes; Salmonidae. Gene Ontology annotation, cellular component: nucleus. The coding region runs from base 1617 to 2069 and encodes 150 amino acids.